AUGUGGCCGGAUCAAGUUGCGGACGCCGUGUGCACUGGAUGUUUGUCUAAUCUACUCGUGGUAAGUCACAAAAAGAUAUUCUGUUGGUGUUAUCGGUCGGCCAAACUUCACCGUAAAAGCGUGAAAAGGCGUUUAGAUGGAUUUAAUGGAUUUAUUCUGAGAACAAUGUAGUAACAGUGGUACCUUUCACAAUAAUGAUGGUGAUUUUAAUAAGGUUCUGUCUUCGAUAUUUCGAUAAUUUUUGUUGACAGAUGCGACAGCUUCUUAGACAUCUUCUUGCAAAGCGGUAUAGGAUUCAAUUUGUUUUUACAUUCAGCUAAUCUGAAUUAAAAUUUUUGAGCUCAAUCUUUAGUGCCGGUUUGUAUAGGAGAAGCUGCGGAUUCUUGAUAAGAGUAGAAGAAGUUCUGAGAAUUCGCUGAAACUUUGUUAAAAUUCCAUUCCUGUUUCUCCCGUUAGCGUGAUCGUGUGUCCACUAACUGUCUAACUAAUAUUUGUUAGUUUUUUAGUGAUCAAUUUUUUUGUAGGUUCUAACCGUUCGUUAUGUUGAUAUGUUGACGGAUAUGUUGAUAGCACGACAAAAGCAGGUAAGUCUCUUUGAUUGUUACACGGAACGAUUCUGACAGGUACGCUUUUGAUCGCAUAUUAUUUUUUUUUUGUUGGCCAAUGCUCACCGUAAAAGCGUGAAGGCUUUUUCAGUUUAUGCCACCUUUUCUCUCAGUUUACUUACCAUGUUUAUCAAGGAUUACACUUUGUCUAUUACACGGAACGAUUGUGGCAGGUACGCUCUCAAUAACAGCAUUAAGAUGAAGCUCUGAUUAUUGUCAUGCCAUUCUAUUCGUUUGGUGGAUCGCUUUAAAUACAUAUGUAAUUGUGGACACCGUUGAAAAAAGAAGAUAAUGUAGUUUACUCGGUGAAUAACGAAAUACUGUUCUGAGUUUUGUCAUAUCUUAACCGAAAUUCCCCGUUAAAUCGUGAAAGCAUGUUCAAGCUUAGUGCUACUUCUGAGAACAGUCAUAUCCAGACUUGCAACAGGCCGUGCCAAAACGUGAAUUUCGCCUGACCGGUCAGUCUGCUGACUCUAACCGAAAAAUUAAAAAAGGUGUUCAAAAGUGGAUCGUAACACUGCCACUAACUUUUAGAGGCUUUUCCGCACUCUUUUUCCUUUUUUUUGUUGGUAAAAUUAGCUCCAAGUGUGAGUGUUCACGGCCAGAGAAAUCUUCGGCCCGCCUUUGCCAGAACCGUAAAAUUCACAGAAAAUAAUAGACAGCUGAUUUAAUGUGUGCUUAAAAAAAUAAAAUUGGAAAACAAGGAAUUAUCUGGAGAUGAUUGUGCAAUUUCAGAGAAUUUGCGCACGGAAAGCAUAAUUUCCUUCGUGUCUCGAAACAUUAGUGAGUUUACUCGGUAAGUCAAAAAUAUGAUUCUGGUUUUAGCGUGAAGGCGUUCUCUUAAAAGGGAAUGCGAAUAAUUUUAACUUGAUUCGGAGGGGAUGCAGGGUGUUUUUAUCACUCUCUCCAUUUCAGUUCAGUGCUAAGCUUAUGCUGA
This is a messenger RNA of Caenorhabditis sp. 36 PRJEB53466, 1542 nucleotides long. The record is from the annotation of a GenBank genome assembly. NCBI's taxonomy places the organism in Eukaryota, Metazoa, Nematoda, Chromadorea, Rhabditida, Rhabditidae.